AUGAGUCCUCGACCCCCCAUUCACUGUCUUGCCCUUCCAAAGGGAUGGACGUUUACCGUCCCACAUAUCACCAAGUACCCAAAAUACAGCGCGAUGGGCGCGUACGAGAAGUUCUCGCAUAACCUGUGCGGUCUCUUUGCCGUCGGCGCCGAGCUCCUCGGGUCGCGAGUCGAGUGGACGAUUCCCGAGAACAUGAUGCUGCCGGGGGAGGACUGGGAGGUGGAGAGCCUGUGGAUGCUGGCGCAUGCGGGGUUCCCGAUGGUGCGGGAGGUGUUUGCGGGCGUGAAGGACCUGGAUGGCUGCAUCAGCGCGGGCGAUCGCGUGCAGCUGUUUCGGGAGCAUGUGUUCCUCGAGGGGGAAUGGAAGGGGGCGCCAUUUCCCGUGAGACUGAUUCUGCGGUAUGAGUUCGAGGGCCGCAAGACCUUCAGCGUUGACAAGGACAGCCUGCUCCUCCAUCAGUGGCUUCGCGCGGUGACGCCGGAGUCGCCCGUUUGGUCGGCGGGCUCGCUUGAGGGCGUCAAUAUCAGGUUUUUGCUCGAGUGGAUGCCGGGUUAUGCAGGGUCUGCCGCCAUCUGCAGCAGGAAUGGUGGUCGUAGACUGGGUGAUGAUGGUGCUAGUGAUCCCGACAGUGAGGAUGGUGUUGAGUCAAUGGUCGUCAACCACAACAGCGUCACCAAUCCUCAUGGAGUCUGUCAUGAGUUUCAUUACUCCUUUGUGGAAAUAACCGCCAAACACUUAGCCAGAAUGCUGAACGCCGCACGGCGAAGCGGGAAUCCCAUGCUAGAUGAGUUUGCAUAG
Molecule: messenger RNA, 798 nt
Organism: Aspergillus homomorphus CBS 101889
Lineage: Eukaryota; Fungi; Ascomycota; Eurotiomycetes; Eurotiales; Aspergillaceae
Exons: 4
Coding region: 1-798 (265 amino acids)
Source: RefSeq, a predicted model, not a curated record